AUGUUGUUCACUAGAACUUUCAGAGCAUUGCGUGGUCGAUCCUAUUCCACAGUGUCUACCCACAGAAAGCCUUCUUUCAACAAAACCUUCAUCCUUGGUGGUGCAUUGGCAGUAGGUACUGGUUCCUACUUUUGGUUCAGAUCGACCACAGACCCUGCGGUCAAAUCGGACAUCAUCACCCCAGUGUUUCCAGUAGCUGAGGUGAUGAGACACAACACCUUGGAGGAUUGUUGGAUAGCCAUCGAGGGCCAAGUGUAUGAUGUCAGUACAUUUCUCCGGAAACAUCCAGGAGGUGCUGCUCGUAUCUUUCGUUAUGCUGGAAGUGAUGCCACGUCUGCGUUUCGGCAGAUCCACACGAAACUGGUACUUAACACCAUGAAAGAUGAGAUCACAUACUUGGGUCCCUUAGGAGAGGGUCAGUUCGCUCUCAAAGAGACUUUUGCUACUGAACCCACCUUUGAUGUUGAUUCGAAACCAUCAUUGUCGCAUAUUUUCAAUUUGCUGGACUUUGAGUCCGUGGCAAAGAGAGUCCUUCCCCAGACAACAUUUACUUAUUACGCUACUGGCUCCUCAGACGAGUAUUCUCUUAGAGAAAACCACUAUUCCUAUCUGAGAGUGUUUUUUAGACCAAAGGCAUUGAGAAACGUUGAGCACGUAACUACCUCUACUAAUAUGCUCGGCAUUGAUUCGGAGCUUCCUCUCUAUAUUUCUGGUUUUGCUGGAUCAUGUUUAGCCCACGAAGAUGCUGAGUGGAAUUUACAACGAGCAGCAUAUAAAGAGAAAAUCGUCCAAAUGGUGCCUCGACAAAAUUCAAUUGAAUGGGAAGAAUUCUUUGCUGGUGUUCCAAAAGAUCAGCAACAAUGGGCUCAAAUGCAUUUUUACACCACCCAGGAAAUGGAGGAUAUGGAUACAUAUCUUGCCAAAUUUGAAGCCCAGCCUACCCUCAAAGCAAUAUUCUUCAAUGUCGAUGUAGCUGAUUUGGGAAACAGAGAAAAGGACACAAAAAUCAGGGCCCAAUUCGAAGACCUGGUGGAUGACUUGAAGGAGAUGGCUAAUAAUGGGGCCGCCAGAUAUUGUACCACAUUCACUUGGGAUCAUGUCAAGAAAUUAGUGCAAAAGUCAUCUUUACCUAUUGGACUUAAAGGUAUACAGAGAGGUGAAGAUGUUGUUCAGGCAGCCGAGAUGGGAGUCAAGGCAGUGGUUCUCUCCAACCACGGCGGCCGUCAGCUUGACUUUUCCAGGCCCCCGUUAGAAGUUUUGGCAGAGGCUCGUCAAAUGCUUAAAGAGAAAGGUUUGGAAAAUGACAUCGAAAUAUAUGUGGAUGGAGGAAUACGUCGUGGAUCCGAUAUCGUCAAGGCAUUAUGUUUAGGUGCAAAAGGGGUCGGACUCGGCAGACCAAUGCUAUACGCCAUGGCUGGCUAUGGUGAGGAGGGCGUUGUUCAUGCCAUUAAGAUAUUGAAGGGAGAGGUACGUAACAAUAUGGUGUUGCUUGGAGCACGAAACAUUAGUGAAUUGGACGAGAGCUUCAUUGACUCAUCCAGUUUGAAGUUUCGAAAUCCAACUAUUAAGAAUAGGCUCUACGACACCAAUUACCAAGAUAUGACUCCUCCCCCUUGGAAGGACUAA
This is a messenger RNA of Sungouiella intermedia, 1626 nucleotides long. NCBI's taxonomy places the organism in Eukaryota, Fungi, Ascomycota, Pichiomycetes, Serinales, Metschnikowiaceae. The record is from the annotation of a GenBank genome assembly.